Molecule: messenger RNA, 934 nt
Organism: Nicrophorus vespilloides
Lineage: Eukaryota; Metazoa; Arthropoda; Insecta; Coleoptera; Silphidae
Product: 15-hydroxyprostaglandin dehydrogenase [NAD(+)]-like
Exons: 5
Coding region: 14-799 (261 amino acids)
Cellular component (GO): cytoplasm
Molecular function (GO): oxidoreductase activity, acting on the CH-OH group of donors, NAD or NADP as acceptor
Source: RefSeq, a predicted model, not a curated record
AUCAGAGCGAGCCAUGUUCGACAUCGAAGGGAAAGUUGCUUUCAUCACGGGAGGCCUCGGCGGUAUAGGUAGGGCCUACGUUAAGGAACUGCUCAAAUGCAAAGCCAAGGCUGUUGUGAUAACAGACAUUGAUGAUAGCUUGGCCGAGAAGUUCCAGGAGGAAGUAGCCUCGGAAUUUGGACCGAACAAAACGAUGUUCAUCAAAGCGGAUGCGAGGAGCACGAAGGAAUUGGACGAUGCGAUGCAGAAGACUGUAGACGUGUACAAGAAUCUGGACAUCGUGAUCGGAAACGCCGGCGUGCUUGACGAAAUCGAUUUCGUUAACACCAUCGACGUCAAUUUAAUCGGAGCUUUGAAACUUCUUUACUUAGCCGUGGAUAAAUAUCUGCCCAAGUACAAGAGCGGAGAGGAUGCGGUUCUCUUCAAUUCCGCUUCCGUUUCCGGUAUCAAUCCUGUGAACGUUCUUCCGGCUUACAGCGCCAGCAAGCACGGUUUGGUGGCGAUCACGAGGAGUCUGGGAAGGCCGGAACAUUACGCAACCCAUAAGGUCAGGAUUGUUACGGUUUGCGGAACCGUGACUGAUACACCGAUGUCCCAUCAUUUCCGUGCGCCGAAGAACUACAUGGAUCUGUACAAUCCGUUCCAUCAGCAAGUCCUGGCUUCGAUGCAAACGUGCGAAUCUGCAGCCAAGGCUAUGAUCCUCAGCAUCACGCAAGGAGAGAACGGAUCCGUUUGGUUCUCGGAGAAGGAUAAACCGGCGACGGUUGUUAAAUUUCCGGUUCUUGGAGAAAUCUUGUAAAAAAAAAAAGCAUUGAUAUUUUGUAAUUUCUGUAAUAGUUUAUGCACACAAAUAGGAUUUUUCUCAGUUUGGAAGUACGUGAAUUGCGUAAUUUAGCCAAUAAUUAUGUUUACUCUUUGUUCGCACACAUGUACC